This is a messenger RNA of Teleopsis dalmanni, 1235 nucleotides long. RefSeq lists its product as uncharacterized. Gene Ontology annotation, molecular function: tubulin binding. NCBI's taxonomy places the organism in Eukaryota, Metazoa, Arthropoda, Insecta, Diptera, Diopsidae. The transcript is spliced from 2 exons. The coding region runs from base 236 to 1090 and encodes 284 amino acids. Gene Ontology annotation, cellular component: neuron projection; cytoplasm. Gene Ontology annotation, biological process: neuron projection development; regulation of microtubule polymerization or depolymerization; microtubule depolymerization. The record is from RefSeq and is a predicted model, not a curated record.
CGAGUAGUAAACAUCUAAACAAUUUUGUAAUUUCAAACCAAAAAUUUCAUUCUGAAAUUAUUACACUUGAUAAGGAUUCCAGAACAAAGAUCUACAUCCAGAUCUGUAGAGUUGAAGAAUAAGAAAAUCGGUAAAAAAAGUAAGGACCAGUAACACUUGCGUUUGGUAACGAUUCCUAAAACUUCCAAAUCGUGUAAAUACUUUAGAAAAUAACUAAGGAGGCAUAUCAGAAAUAAUGGAACAACAAGUUCUUUCCAUUGUAGAAGAACAGAUUGCUUAUAAGGACAACGGUGAGGUCCAAAGAGCUGAGGCGAUAAUUUCACCUUCUACAUUACCACAAAAAUCUGAAGAACCAGUUGAGGUGUUAGAAGUUCGUCAUGAACAGGUUGGUAAAAGUGGAAUAAGUUUUGAAAUAAUAAUUGCUGAAGCCACAACACUUCCACAUACAUCGCAACGUUUGCUGCAAUCCGGUAAGCAACUUUCUGCUAAAGAAAUUCAGCAAAAAUUGUCAACUGCUGAGAAAAGACGCUGCUGUUAUAUUGAAGUUAUUCGUGCGAGGGCUACAAAAGUUAUACAGAAAGCAGAAUUGGCUAUUAAACGCAAAGCUGAAAUGAAGUCCAACUUUCUUGAUCGUUCACGUUAUAACUCCACCACUCGUCUCAAGGAAUGCGCUGAUAGGCGCAGUUAUUACUUAAGAAAUUACUUGCGAAAGUUGCGUUCGGAUGCUCAAACAGAGCAACAGAAUACGAAGGUGCAGCUUCUGGAGGACGUGAUGCAGUCAUACAAGAGGGAGCAAUCGCAGGAUAUACAGAGUUAUUCCAUAUUCGAAUGUGAUGUAUCAAAAUCGGAUCGAAAAGGAGAUUUAUCAAAUUCUAAUGAAAUGUGUGUUCCUGGUGGUGCUGUUAAGAUGUCACCUUAUUUUGGGCAUCCGUGUGACGCUGUUGGAAAGAAAUUCUAUGAGGGUAAUACUAAAGCUUAUCACUCUUGUGAAUCUGAAGUCAAGAGUCGUGGUGAAACUGAUGAAACUGGAGCAAUCACAAAACGUUUGGAAGGUGUUCCACAAGAUGUUGAAGCACAUUGCCUUUAUUAAUAUCUGUAGUAAGCUGCGGAUAUUACUAGAACUAAUAUCGUUAUAUUUUAGAAGUUUCUAGUUUUACUUUUUGUUUAUAAUUGAUUAAUUUUAUUUAAUAUUCUCGUUUUUUUUCUGAUACGUAUUAAAGAAGCUGUUAAUGAAA